AUACAGCAAUACUCAAACUAUGGAACAUGAAGUUAUCAAUGUUUUAUUAAUGAGUCUGACUCAUUUAGAUAAUAGAUGUUCUACACAUUGUGUUGACUGAAUAAUUGUGAAUUUCAGUUUGAUACAUUCAAAAUCACUGUUUGAUAUGAAAUGUAGUCUUGGAGAACCUGAGUGAAAACAUAGGUAUCUCUGACAUUGUUUAUCCUUGUUUUAAGUGCCAGUCUCUGCAGUGAUGUAGAUGUGUUGUACAGACAUGUUCUCCAUAAAGAGUCCAGAGGACAUGUUCUCCAUAAAGAGAGUCCAGAGGACAUGUUCUCCAUAAAGAGAGUCCAGAGGACAUGUUCUCCAUAAAGAGAGUCCAGAGGACAUGUUCUCCAUAAAGAGUCCAGAGGACAUGUUCUCCAUAAAGAGAGUCCAGAGGACAUGUUCUCCAUAAAGAGAGUCCAGAGGACAUGUUCUCCAUAAAGAGAGUCCAGAGGACAUGUUCUCCAUAAAGAGAGUCCAGAGGACAUGUUCUCCAUAAAGAGAGUCCAGAGGACAUGUUCUCCAUAAAGAGAGUCCAGAGGACAUGUUCUCCAUAAAGAGAGUCCAGAGGACAUGUUCUCCAUAAAGAGAGUCCAGAGGUUGGCUCCUCAGUGAGGUUCUGUCUCAUUCCAGGAGGAACUCCAGACUGACCUGAUGCCCUUACAGGAGAAGCUGAAGGUCUUUAAUAAAGUUAAACAAACCUGUGAUCAAACAGCAGUGCACAUUAAGAGCCAGGCCCAGCACACAGAGAAGCAGAUUAAGGAGUUUGAGAAACCAGUUUCUACAAGAGGAAGAGGAGCCAGGAUAGCUGUUCUGAAAGAGGAAGAGAAGCAGAAGAGUCAGAAUAUGAAGGAGAAGAUUGAGCAGAUGAACAGAGAGAUAUCACUUUCAGACACAAUCAGAGCCAUAGAGGGGGAGCUGAAAGAUGAAGACAUCUCAUUCCUGCAGAACUUCAAGACCAUGAAGGAAAGAGCCCAGUGCACAAUGCCAGAUCCACAGCUGGUGUCAGGGGGGCUGAUAGACGUGGCCAAACACCUGGGAAACCUGAAGUUCAGAGUCUGGGAGAAGAUGAAGGAGAUCAUCAAACACACUCCUGUGAUUCUGGAUCCCAACACUGCAUCCUCCCGUCUCUCUCUGUCUGAUGAUCUGACCAGUGUGAGUCGAACUGACCCAGAGCAGCAGGUCCCUGACAACCCAGAGAGAUUCAUGACGUAUUCAACUAUUCUGGGCUCUAAGGGGUUCAGCUCAGGUAAACACAGCUGGGAGGUGGAGCUGGGGGAUCAUCCUGUCUGGAACCUGGGCGUGGCUAAAGAGUCAGUUGACAGGAAGGGGGAGCUGUUUGCAUCACCAGAGUAUGGAAUCUGGUCUAUACUGCUGAAUAGUGGUACGUAUACUAAUGGAAAGGGAGAGACCCUCCUCCUGAAGAAGAAACCCCAGAGGAUCAGAGUGCAGCUGGACUACGACCAGGGGGAGGUGUCCUUCUACGACUCCAAAGACAUGACACUCAUCUACAGUCAUAAAGACACAUUCACUGAGACUCUCUACCCGUACUUCUCUAUUGGAUCAGCUGGUGAUGCCAAAUGCACUGUUGUUCAGAUCUGCCAAUCAGAGGUGUGAGUGAAAUUACUAGAUUAUGUUACAAUACUGUUAUUGUAUCAAAUGGUUGUUUUCUGGAGAAGAAUAGUGUUUUAGAACUCUCGUCUGUGCGUGUUCUUCUGAGUUGGACCUCUGGGACUUAAUGCUGAUAGUAGAUUUACCAUCCAUUCAUGUGAGGGAGAUUGCGCCGGUUUGACUGGAAGGUACCAGGGAGAGAUGGCUCGGGUAUAGAUACUUAUGAGAGGAACCCUGUUUUGGGGACCAGACCCUGGUUUACUCACAAUGAGAACAGUCUUUACAGCAGAUACUGUCUGCUGUUAAUAAUUAAUACAUUUAAUAUGAAUCCAAACCUUGUGACCCAUUCCACACAUCUGUUGUUUAUCAUGUAGACUAAG
Messenger RNA from Oncorhynchus gorbuscha (pink salmon), 2015 nucleotides. Its product is annotated as nuclear factor 7, brain-like. The transcript has 5 exons. The record is from RefSeq and is a predicted model, not a curated record. Gene Ontology annotation, molecular function: protein binding. Bases 679 to 1641 code for a protein of 320 amino acids. NCBI's taxonomy places the organism in Eukaryota, Metazoa, Chordata, Actinopteri, Salmoniformes, Salmonidae.